Molecule: messenger RNA, 1245 nt
Organism: Zasmidium cellare ATCC 36951
Lineage: Eukaryota; Fungi; Ascomycota; Dothideomycetes; Mycosphaerellales; Mycosphaerellaceae
Exons: 1
Coding region: 1-1245 (414 amino acids)
Biological process (GO): protein phosphorylation; intracellular signal transduction; intracellular monoatomic cation homeostasis
Molecular function (GO): protein serine/threonine kinase activity; ATP binding
Source: RefSeq, a predicted model, not a curated record
AUGGCAUCACGGCCGCGACGGGCGAGCUCCGCAGCGACACAUGGCCGGCGAUCGUCAAUAUAUUCACGAGCAGCCGAAGGUGGCGAUUAUCUUGAAGGUGUAGACAGAGGUGCUGGAUCCAAGGCGCGGCGACUGUCCGUACAUCUUCCGGACGAAUUGCAGGUGGAUGAGUGCAAGUUGGAGGAGCAUUUCAAUCUGAUUGCGCGCAAAACUCAAAAAGACAUUGGCGAGGGCGGCGCAGCAAUCGUAAAGCUCAUGAAGAGCAAAACCGCUGGAAACAGUGAAAAGCACGACAAGGUCUUCGCCGUGAAAGAAUUCCGACCGCGUGACCCCGAGGAAGAAGAACAGCGUGACUAUGAACGCAAAAUCAAAUCCGAAUACGCCAUUUCCAAAUCGUUACAACAUCCGAACAUCGUGGAGACCUACCAUUUGUGCCACUCAGGGGAGAAGUGGUAUCACGUUAUGGAGUACUGCGAAUUGGGAGAUUUGAACGACCUGAUCAACCGGAAUUACUUUUCACGGGAAGAUCGAAAUUGCAUGUUCAAGCAGCUGGUCAGAGGAGUGGACUACUUGCAUCAACGAGGAAUUGCGCAUCGAGAUUUGAAGUCGGAGAAUCUGCUGGUGGACAAGAAUGGUUGUCUGAAGAUUGCAGACUUUGGCACAGCAGAAGUCUUCGUCGGCCAACAUCCAGGACUUCGCAACUGUAGAAGACAGAGCAUCAUCGACCCCGAAGAACCCAUCAGACUUUGCGAGCCCGGCUGGGUCGGCAGCAGACCUUAUAUGGCGCCUGAAAUUUACCAACGGAAAGGAGACUACGAUCCACGUGCAGUGGACGUCUGGUCGUGCGCAAUCGUCUACCUGACGCUUUGCUUCGGCGGCAACCCCUGGGAUCACGCCAGUCCGGAUUGCAAGAACUUCAACAUCUACUGCGACACGUGGGAUCAAUGGCUGGACAAGUACCCCGACGGCCAGAUCCGGAACAACCGCGAGUUGCCGGCAUUCGUCUACACGAAGCAAUUCAUGAUGCUCGACGACGUCGGAACCAAGCGGAUGGUGUUCGGCAUGCUGCACCCGGAUCCCAACAACCGGUGGACGAUCCACGACGUGCUCGACUGCAAGACGGUCAUCGAGUACGCGUGCUGCCAGCAGGAAGGAUACAGCGACGACAUCAAGAAACGACAGAAGAAGGCGUUGCAUAACCACGUCCCGCCGAAGCAGAAGUCACACUUGAAGGGCAAGUCAUAG